This is a messenger RNA of Priapulus caudatus, 833 nucleotides long. Its product is annotated as stimulator of interferon genes protein-like. Gene Ontology annotation, molecular function: 2',3'-cyclic GMP-AMP binding; cyclic-di-GMP binding. Lineage: Eukaryota; Metazoa; Priapulida; Priapulimorpha; Priapulimorphida; Priapulidae. Gene Ontology annotation, cellular component: endoplasmic reticulum membrane; autophagosome. Gene Ontology annotation, biological process: activation of innate immune response; innate immune response; reticulophagy. The record is from RefSeq and is a predicted model, not a curated record. The transcript has 2 exons. The coding region runs from base 48 to 548 and encodes 166 amino acids.
AUGUUACUAGACUACUAGUUGAGUAUUAAAUUGAAAUUUCAUUUCAGAUGUCAUUGGGAGAAGGACUUGCAUAUAACUACUAUGCCGGCUACCUAAAUCUGGUAUUGCCUAGUGUGGCAGAUAGGAUCAGCAGCAGUGAAUAUGACAAAAGCACAACAAAUAAGAAGUUGUUUAUUCUAAUCCCUGCUAAUGGUGAGAUGCCAGGGAAGCAGCAGGACGUCGACAAGAGCAUACGACAGGUUGGAACGUUAGCUCCAUUGAUGAUAGACAGAGCUGGAUUCAAAAGAAAGUACCAUAACAACGUCUAUGGAUCAGUUCAUAAUGAAAAGGAGGUAACAUUCGUCGCUGACAUGCCAGCAGAUCUGCUCACGCUCCGAGACAUGACAGAAGAUUUCGAGCUGACUGGCUUCACAGAGCAGGAUAAGCUGCGGGAGGUGCAGAAGUAUGCUGCGUCCUUGACGAAAAUUCUAGAGAGGCAAUCCCAUCUGGCUGGGACGUACGAAAUUGUUGUCUACAAUGGUAACUCUGUGUUGAAAUUUUCUGUGUGAAAGCAUUACACCACCACGACAUAAAUGUUAAUUUUGCCGAAAUUGGUCAUAAUACAGCUACAGCAGAUCACUAGGGAAGUGCAAUGAUAUGAUUGUUUUUUUUUGCAGUAGGGGGACAGGGGGGAGCAUUAAUUUUACAUGGCAUUUUACAUUAAUUUUAAAUGUAAUUUUGAGACUGGGAUUCAUAGAAAGACCAAGACCUGAGAGGUUUUAUUAUGUGGUGCUUCCUGAAUGCAAUUUGGUAUUAGUUUGAGGGAAUUAUUUCAAAUUUCAGAAAAGAAUGGC